Danio rerio (zebrafish) is the source of this 1286-nucleotide messenger RNA. Its product is annotated as zgc:174719. Lineage: Eukaryota; Metazoa; Chordata; Actinopteri; Cypriniformes; Danionidae. The record is from RefSeq and is marked validated.
ACCUUACUUCCUCUUUGAUUAAUGGCGGAUGGCACAUGGAGAACAUUCAAACAGACAUCUGGAGCCGCGAGACAAGCUGCUUUAGCGGGAAAACAAAGUGAAAAGCAAUUCACUGGAUUUGGAUUAUCAACAACUGCAGAUCCUCAAGUUUUCAAUGACAUGGACCCUAAUGUAGAAGAGGAGAUCUACCACGAGUUAAUGGACAGCAGUCCACAUUUAUGCUUGACUGUUAGAUGUUUGGAAGAAAAUAUUUCUGCUGGCCUGCCUGAGGAUCAUGAAGACCCAAAGCGAAAUAUGCAGAAUCAAUUGACAAGGACUAACAGCUGCUUGAUAGUAGAUGGUAAAGGGCAAAACAGAUUGUUCAAGAUGCAUUGGGAAAGCAAUCUGGUGGUGAUGAAGUACUUGACGAAUACAAGGUCACAAAAACUUAAGGGCCACAGCACUAGACGGCAGCUGGUUAAUAUUGUCGUCAGUCACAUGAAAGAGAUUCAUGGGAGAAUCCCCACGUGCAAGCAACAGGAGACUUAUGCUUUGGGCAUUAUUUCUCUUUUUCCCAGCCUGAGAGACCCGUUUUCCGCAAAAGGCUAUAUUAUUCAAGACUUUAGUCUCCUGUUCAAUGCUGAAACAUCCAACAAGUUGCUUGAGAGGUGGGAGACUGCAUUUAAGCACAGGAUCAUCAAUGAGGCGAAAUCUCUGACUUCAACUGCCAGACUUCAUUGUCUUAUUAAUUCAGCAGAUGGACAAGAAUCUGAAAAUGAGAGAAAAAAGACUUAAGAUCAGUUCAACAGAGGCCUUUGAAAGACUUGUGCAUUUCCAUAAGUCUUGUACCAGCAUUGAAGACCAUCUCAGUGAGAGGAAGGGCCACCAGCCAUGUCGCCUAAGAUCAGGAAGGAUCAAGGGGAGGAUUGACCAUUUCUAUGUGGUUAUGGACAAACAUCUCAUCUCUUGUGCAGCAACAAGGUCCUUGAGUGCUGAUGAUGAACUCUUUAAAGACUGUGUUCAACUUGACGUACAAGGAAGCCCUUGUCUACAUCUUUACCUUUCUGCAGACUACAGUCUACAACAUCGAUGUUGGACCUACCAGUGAGUCACCCAGGGUAAAGAAACUGCGUGCAAAGCUUUUACACUAAAUGUUUCUUUUACAAUAAUGUGUUGGUGUUGUCAAAGCUUGCAAGCAAGCAGCACCUCUUUAAGACUCUCACAGUUUUUGAUACUGAAAAUGCUGUACAUUUUAUGUUGGUUUAACUGUGCGUUUAAGAUGCAUUGUUAAAAAUAAAAGUUUAAAC